GGGAGAAGGACAGAGGGAAGCAGGCAGCAGCCAGGAGCUGAGCAGCUGAAGGGAGCGGACCGUGAGAUGGACAGCCAGCCCCGGGGAAGCUCCCGAACCCCGGCCGGCCCAGGGCACCCCUGAGCACAGAGGGGCCUGUCCGGCAGUGGCAGUGGCAGUAGGCAGUGCUCAUGGAGGAGAAGCAGAGCCCGGAGGCAGUGUUGCCUUACCCCGGGGAGAGCCCAGGCACAGACUGCUGUAGCACCGACUUACUGAAGGCUGUCUCUGACUCGAUGGGACUCUACAUGGAUGACCUGCUGCCCCAAGCUGAGCUGGCAGUGACCAGUCUGGAACCCAAGCCUGGCACCGAGCCUCACAAAACCACCAGCAUUGGCCCCAAAACUCUGGACAACCUGGACUUGACCUCAGUGCCCAGCCUUAGUGAGACGCCGGCAGCGUCCCCCUGGGUGAACUGCCAGCUGGCUUUGGGUGGCACCAACUCGGACCGGGCUAGCGUGGGCGGCAGGCCGGCAGCUGGCUCCUGGCCCCUGGGCACUGACCGGGCAUUGGCCCCUGAUGCCAGGCUGCGGCGGGGCUGCCCUGGGGAAGCUCCUGGAGGGGCAGGGGGUAGUCUAAAGGCGGACGUGUGUCCGGACCGAGAGCCCCAGCCUCGGGGACAGCUCUCCCCCCUCAACAUCUUCCGCUUCCCCUUCCUGCCCCUGAACCCCAUCUACCUGGCAGCCCGGACCCACCAGCUGCUGACCGCUGAGGACUCUGACCAUGCCCCCUACAUCCCGGACAUCUCCAACUCAUACCCGGCCUUCAGUGAGGCCACUCCGCCCAUCUCCACCAGCCCCAAAGGGGAAGCCCCUCAGGGCCCAGUGGGCAUGAGCCCGGAGCCUGGCACCACCUUCAGCUACCUGCCCCCUGGUUACCCUCCUUACCCGGAGUACACGGCCCCUUCCCCCCCCCAGCAGCAGCCCCGGGUGCCCCCCCGAGCCGAGCCCCCCCUGGACGAUGCGGUGAUGUUUAAGACCGAGCCGCUGGAUUCCUACAGCCUCUCCCCGCCGGAGGCUGCUCUCAGCUGUAACUUCCUGCUCCAGGAUGAGAGCAUGCCAUCCACCUCAGCAGCUCCUGUCAGCUGGUACCAGCCCAUCACAUACCUGGGCUACCAGGGGACCACCAAACCCAUCACCGGCACCUACUCGCAAGCGUACUCCCAGUACAGCGGCUUGAUCAGACCAGAGAAUGGAAGGGGCCACAUGUCUCACUUCGCCCCGGGUCUGAGUCUGCAGAAACUCUGUCUGAUCUGCGGAGAUGAAGCCUCAGGAUGUCACUAUGGAGUCCUUACAUGUGGAAGCUGUAAGGUUUUCUUCAAGAGGGCUGUUGAAGGUCAACAUAAGUAUCUAUGCGCUGGAAGGAAUGACUGCAUUAUCGACAAAAUUCGAAGAAAGAACUGUCCAGCCUGUCGCCUCAGAAAGUGCUAUCAAGCUGGAAUGGUGUUAGGAGCCCGAAAGCUAAGAAAAUUCAGUAAACUAAAGAACAUCGGAAACAGCCCAUCUUCUCUGCAGUCCGAAAUGACACUAUCAAGUGUCAAUCCAGUUGCAGUGCCAAAGGUCUCGUUACAUUCAGCUCGAGCGGUCCAGUUCACGCCGACACUCGUUUCCAUUUUACAGAUAAUUGAACCAGAAGUUGUUUAUGCAGGCUAUGAUAACAGUCAACCUGACUCAACUAACUAUCUGCUAACCAGCCUGAACAGGCUAUGCGAGAGACAACUUGUAUCUGUUGUUAAAUGGGCCAAAUCUGUACCAGGAUUCCGGAAUUUGCACAUAGAUGAUCAAAUGACUCUCAUUCAAUAUUCUUGGAUGGGUCUGAUGGUAUUUGCAAUGGGAUGGCGGUCAUACAAACACGUCAAAGGAAAAAUGCUGUACUUUGCUCCAGAUCUGAUUUUCAAUGAGCAGCGAAUGCAAAAGUCUGCAAUGUAUGAUCUGUGUAUAGCAAUGCGACAAAUCUCACAAGAAUUCAUUCAUCUUCAAGUGACCCAAGAGGAAUUUUUGUGCAUGAAAACCUUAAUACUCCUUAAUACAAUUCCCUUGGAAGGCCUUAAGAGCCAAUCUUACUUUGAUGAGAUGCGGAGAGACUACAUUAGAGAGCUGAGUAGAGCCAUUAACUUGCAGGAGAAAGGUGCACAGAGCAACUCUCAACGCCUUUACCAGCUGACUAAACUCAUGGACUCGAUGCAUGAACUUGUCAAGAAACUACAUCAGUUCUGCUUGAAUACUUUUGUUCAGUCCCAGGCACUGAGUGUGGAAUUUCCAGAGAUGAUGUCAGAGAUUAUAACAACGCAGUUACCCAAGAUUCUGGCUGGCCUCGUGAAACCAUUGCUCUUUCACAAGAAAUGAGUAAAUUUCAUUCUGUGUUGAGUCUGAUUGCCUUCAUUUACAGGCAGCAUUUUUCUGCAUUAUGCAAGUU
Hemiscyllium ocellatum (epaulette shark) is the source of this 2451-nucleotide messenger RNA. RefSeq names its product progesterone receptor-like. Lineage: Eukaryota; Metazoa; Chordata; Chondrichthyes; Orectolobiformes; Hemiscylliidae. Gene Ontology annotation, molecular function: DNA-binding transcription factor activity; sequence-specific DNA binding; zinc ion binding. The record is from RefSeq and is a predicted model, not a curated record. Gene Ontology annotation, biological process: regulation of DNA-templated transcription. The transcript is spliced from 9 exons. Bases 171 to 2381 code for a protein of 736 amino acids.